CAUUAGCGUGUAGAGCUUUAAUAAAAUGGCUGAAUUGGAGGAGGAGCUUGAAAUCCAGCUUGCUUCUCAGCGUGAAGCCCUGUUAAGCAUCGAGGAGGCUAUUAAAUCACUUGAAAGCGAUGCCGGCGGCGUGGAAGGGACCGCAGAGCUGCUGCAGAUGCGGGAUGAUCUGCGAGCGGCUGUCGCGGAGCUUGAGAACGCUUUGCUGGAGAUAAAGCGAGCUCGCAUCCUGCAGCAGCUAUCAGCGAGUGCUCCUUCCAUAGACGUCAACAGCUCAGCCGCUGGGAAAUUGGCUCCUCCUGCCGCAUCAGGUGUAGCUGCUAUAGCAGCGCCUGCAGUUGCCCUGCCAUCAGCAAAUUGCGGAGGCGGAGAUGCCCACGGUAGUGUUCCCCAGUAUCCCCCAGCUGGCAGCCUAUGCCGCUUUCGCUACAUGGAUGGAAGAUGGUACGCUGGCCUUGUGCAAGGCCCUGGACGCCAGGCCGGCACGCUGUCCGUGCGCUUCCAGGUGCCCACCCGCCCCUUCAUGCUGGACCCGGUGGAGGUCAUGGAGGGCCUCGUUGUACGACAACAGCACAUCACACCCCCGUUGUACGACAACCCGGUCACCACGUCCCCCCGCAGCGGACUCGAAGCACAGCCGCAUCAGCCCCACUACAACCAGCAGCACCACCAGCAGCAUCGUGGUGCACUAGCAGAGGCGGAGGCGUUGGUGGGUCGUCGCGCGCUGGCUCAGCUGCCCGGCUGCCGGCUGUACGUGCCUGUGGAGGUGCUGGGG
Astrephomene gubernaculifera is the source of this 775-nucleotide messenger RNA. NCBI's taxonomy places the organism in Eukaryota, Viridiplantae, Chlorophyta, Chlorophyceae, Chlamydomonadales, Astrephomenaceae. The record is from the annotation of a GenBank genome assembly.